Molecule: messenger RNA, 927 nt
Organism: Cladocopium goreaui
Lineage: Eukaryota; Dinophyceae; Suessiales; Symbiodiniaceae
Source: the annotation of a GenBank genome assembly
AUGGCAAGUUCCAGGAGAAGUGCCGCUGUGUGCGUGGUUCCCCUGUUGUUCUUCACCUGGCGCCUCUGUGCCGUGGCUCCCUGGCUCCGCGCCCCGCGGGACCUCGACGACGCGCGCGGCUUCCGGCGCAGUGGAACCGCGCCGCGGCCGGAGCAGUCGCCGUACCGCCCCGGCAGCACGCUGCCGGCGGUGGCACCGCGGAAAGCGGAAGAAACGGAAGAAACGGAGGACGAGGGGAAGAAGAAGGAGAAGGAACUGGCGUACUCACCAAUGCAUCAGCCCUUCAACGAACGCCUGCGGCACAUCGCGCCCUACCCUGAUGUGGUGCGACAAGUCGAGGAGAACUUCCAGGGCAAAGGCGGUCUGCAGCGGUCCUACCACGCGGCCAAGCUGAAGACGAAGCCCAAAGAGCCCACUGCCUUGGAUUUGAAAGCGAAUCAACUCGCAUCGUCUCGGACGCGGCUCUAUGCAAAAGCACCGCUGCUGCACUCCAAGCACUGGCCGAAGCCGGAUCCAGGUUAUCCCGAGGUGGCCUUGAUUGGCCGCUCCAACGUGGGGAAGUCCUCCUUGCUGAACCGCGUCUCGCAGUUCGGCACCGUGGCCAAAGUGUCUUCAAUGCCGGGGCAAACCAAACAAGCGGCUUGGUACCGCAACCGCAAGGUGCGUUUGGAUUUCAUCGACAUGCCCGGCUACGGUCACUCCGCCCGGGCCAAGGUCUUUGGGCCCGAGGCCUUGGAAUUCGUGCGGAACCGGACCUCCCUGCGCGCUCUUUACGUCCUGGUGGACGCCCGGCACGGCUUCAAGUGGACGGACCACGAGUGGCUCACGGAGCUGGGCUCUGCGGGGCCCAUGAAGCAGGCGCCGCCUUGGCGGUCCAAUGGUCCAAUGGAUGGGAAAAUGGGCGAAAACUUCGAUUUUUCCGGGUGA